GGCCUAUCAAGUGGGUUUUGGAAUAAGUAAUUUUUCUGAAUGUCAGUAGCAUGACUAUAAAUUCAUAUUAAUGCAAUCUCGCCAUCUUAAAUUUCUGAGUGACACUACAAAUAUUUUCAAGACCCUCUUUGAAAUGAGGCAAAUACAGCUGAGUUGUUUUGAAUGAAAUCAUCAACACACACCUAAAUGGAUCUGAAAACAAAUACAGGCGCAAGUCACCUGGAUUCCUUGGAGACAGAUGAUGGCAUUCUUUCAGUUCAGAUCCUAGAAUUUAAAACAAGUCUUCUGGAUGCGGUACAAGAGCUGCACAUUCGGAGGGAUGCGGAAACUCGAUAUGAGGGACAGAUCAAUGAACUGGUCCUGGAGAAGCAAGAAUUGGAGUGGCAAAAGGACUCUGUUCAGCACCAGAUCAGCUCAGUAACCAAUCAGCAUGAUGAGGCUCUUGAUACUGUGAAGAAAAGGUUUCAGGCCCAAAUUCGAAGCCUGGAGGAAGAUAGGGGAAAGCACCAGCUCACAGCCGAGUUGAGAGAAAAGGAGAUGACUAGUCUUAAGGAGGAGCUCAAAACAUUGCAGUUGGGCAAGUACAGUAUGGAGAAGAAGUUGAGCGAACUGGAGCAGAAGCUUGAGCUGCAGACGCAGAGUAAAGACGGCCACCUGAAGCAGCUGGGGGAGGUGGAGCAGCGCUUUGGCACGGUGUCGCGCCAGUGCACCAUCCUCAAGCAGGCCCAUGGCACACUGCAGCAGAAUGUGGAAGAGGCCAUCAAAAUCAACAAGAAGAUUACUACUGUGAAUAAAAGUCAAGAAUCAAAAAUAAAUACAUUAACCCAGGAAGUGGAGAGGCUGCACAGCGAGCUGAUCACGGCGAGGGUGUCGUCUGCGUACCAGUCAGGAGAGGAGAGCUCCAGCCUACGCGAACGCGAGCGGCAGAUCCAGCAGCUUCAGCAGCGCCUGCAGAUGGAAAUGGAACUGAACAAAAAACUUCAGUAUGACAAUGAUGCUGCUCACUUGGAAAAACAGGGAGUGAUGAACUCCCUGCAGCAGGCCCAGCAGUUGCUGCACACACAGACACUGGCUCUCAGUCGAUCUGAGGCGGAGCUGCUCACUCAGAGAGAGGAGUAUCAGGCCCUUAAAAGACAGCACGAGCUGGUUCUGGAAGAAGCCAAGGGGAAGGAGGAAAGAUUUGGUCGCCUGAAGGAGGAGUGCAAGAAUGACAACAUCCUGUGGGAAAAAGAGAAACAGGCGCUGCAGCAGCAGAUCCAGAGCCAAGAGGAGGAGCUGGGCUCCGUGAAGGAGGCCUAUGAGCACCUCCACCACAAGCACAAGCAGCUUUCUGCCGCCAGGCUACAGGCUGACCACAGACACAGCUUGGAGUAUGGACUGACGCACGGCACAGACGGAGACAGUGAGAUUGCCGAUGGCCAGCGGCCAACAGAUGCACACAGUGAGCGUGUAUCCUCUGACGAGCAGAUUGAUCCUGUCAGGGCAGAACAAAAGUGUACACAAGGGAAUGACACUACAAAUCCUGAAGCUGAGCCAGAUAAAGUCAUUGAACCCGCUGAGGCUCAGGAGAUGGCAGCAGACAGCUCUCCUUCCAGGCCACGCUCGGACUUUCACGUCGAGCCGCAGCCUGCCCAUGCCGAUACAGCACCACCACCUCACCACCCGGAUGCAGAAGAAAAUGGACUGAGUUGCCCCCUUGACCGUUUUCCUGGCCUCUGUGAGCACAGUCAGUCCAGCGCCCCAUUGAAAGUUGAUGAGCUGCCUAUGGCAGACAACAGCAGCAAGGACAGCAGCAGUAACGGUAUGGUCCACUGGAGCGGAGGGCUAUCUGUGGCUGAGACCAGCUCUGUUUAUGAUGCUGAGAAUGACCCUGGGGCUGGAGGGAAGGGGGAGGUGGGAGUGCAGCAGACUCUGUGUACCCCUGAGGCAAGACAUCCCCAGUCACCAGAUAACGGCCCAGACAGUCAGGCAGUCGCUCCAGCACAGGGCCCAGUCUGCACAGAGGCCCAGCCCCAGACGCCAGCGGCCGAAGCCACACCACAAAGUCCUUCCACCUCCCAAACAGCAGGUGAGCGUGCAACCGUUGCACUAGCCCCUGAAACAAAUCAGGCAAGUCAGUUGAGCGGCGACGGGCCUAUCGUGGUUGCCGCGGCCGCUCCCGCACAGCUGAACAACAACAGCAUUGAUGUUCCCCAAGGUCUGCACACACCCAUCUCACAAUCGCCGCAGCCAGCUGAGCCAAGCUCCUCACAAUGCCUGGACCAACCACAGAAUGACCUCUCCCAUCUUGCUCUGCAGCCUAGAGAUGGUCUGAGCAGCCGUGUCCCAGAGGCAAGACAUCUCCAUACCCAGAAUGAGGAAUGCUCACCUGUGACUAGAGAGAACGUGGAAGCCGUCCAAGAGGUCGACCCUGAAAAGCACGUUCCAGCUGUAACCGCAGACGCUAAACGCAGCUAUGUCUCCGCUAACAUGGGCUCCCCUGAGUUAUUCCCUCCGACAUCCUCCGCCGUGGAGGCAGACCCACCGCAAGCCGCCGGGCCCUCCGAAGAGCCGCGUUCCAGCGACGGCCAGAAGCACCAGGGCAGCAUUCCUGCAGACGCUCAAGUCACACCUCGGACGUCGACCGCAAGCUCCGAAGCGCAGGGCGACGAGAGGUCACCUUCCCCAGCGGCGGACCCUCGAGGCGCCCCGGGGACAAAGCCGCACAGGUCCUGCUUUGUGUGGGGGGGCGCGCUGGCGAAGAGCCCGCCGCUCGUGAUGGGUUCGCACGGCGCGGAGGGCUCUCCCGGUGUCACCCAGGGCAGCGCUGUCUGCACCGUGUCCACGGCAGCUCCGGGGCCUGCCGUGUCAGAGCACAGAUCCGCAACACCACACUGGAGAUUCCUGGAGGUUCCCUCCGCCCGCUCGGCCCCUAUCUUUCAGCGAGACAGACUUAACAAAAGAGAUUCGGCAGCUAAUGCAAGAAGUGCAGGAGGGUCAGAUGGCGGUGGCAUCCGCCCAGGCCACAAACGAGACCAGCAGGAGAACUGGAAUGCCAUCAGACAGAGCCUCAGCGAGAUGACCACGGGGAUGGAGAGCAGAGUGUCCAUCGCCUUCGGCUCCCCAGCGGGCAGCACGCCGGCGGCAGCGCCCCUCCCCGGGGGUAAUGGUUUGCGACAGGACGGUCCUCCCUCCAGAUCCCUCACCCACCCGCUCCACCAGAGCCUCACGACGCCGCAGAGCUCGCAGGCCAGACAGGAGUGGCCGAGUGACAACAUCCGAGCCCAGAUAGCAAAGAUCGAGCAGUUUUUGAGCUCAGAGGGGGUAAGCCUGCCCAAAAAGUCCAAAAUGGAGGAAGAAGAAGAUGUUGAGUUAUGAGAAAGAGAGCAGCUCUGGGAUUGAAAUAUAUGAAUAUGGCUAGUUUUGUUUCCCUUUGUAUAUGAAUAUGUGUAUUUGGAUGUCUAUGCCCUGUGUAAUGUCUUAUGACCUAUUUGAAUGGCAAUAACUCUCAGAAAGAGAGGCAAAAAUAUUUUUGGGGGGUAAUGUUUAUGUAUUUUAUUUAUUUAGGAUGCAAUUUAUACCACAACAUUUAUUCAGAUGAUACUAGUUCUGUGUUAAAAUGGAUAGGCUUCAGGCUAAUACUGUCUAAUCUACCACGAAAGAAGCUGCCAGAAAAAAACAUUUAUGUAUUUCCUGUAUUGGCAUCACUUUAAACUAAUUGACCUUAACACUUAAUGCUCAGAAUUUCUUCUGAAUAAAUAAUUUCUGAUCAUA
Sardina pilchardus (European sardine) is the source of this 3753-nucleotide messenger RNA. RefSeq lists its product as uncharacterized. The transcript is spliced from 19 exons. The record is from RefSeq and is a predicted model, not a curated record. The coding region runs from base 187 to 3357 and encodes 1056 amino acids. NCBI's taxonomy places the organism in Eukaryota, Metazoa, Chordata, Actinopteri, Clupeiformes, Clupeidae.